AUGGCUCGAGUCAUAAAUACAGGACCCGGAGACACCGGUGCCAAGGUUGCUGGAACGGCCCAAAAGAGGCAGACGAGAUCUACCACCGCUGAAACUGCACAGGCAACCGCUGGGCCAUCGACUGGGAAGGUGCCCACCACUGGAAAGCAGGCUGCUCAACCUGCUAGUUCAGUGGCCGGACCAUCGACCGCAAAGGUAGCUGUACCGACAGCUGCGAAGAACAAUGGAAAGCCCAAGCGUGGUAGACCUAGAACAGCAUGUUCACCAUGUCGCCGCGCCAAAAAGCCAUGUCCGCAUAUGAGAAAGGAGGAGGAGGAGGAAGAGGAAGAGGAUGAUGAUGAUGAUCAGAAGAAGCUUUCUGAAAAGGCGAAGGGCAAACAAAAGAUGAAGCGUGCCGAUGAUGAUGAUGGCGAUGACGGCGACGGUAAUCAGAAGCAGCUUUCUGAAAAGGCGAAGGGCAAACAAAAGAGAAAGCGUGCCGAUGACGAUGACGAUGACGAUGACAAUGCUCCAGGCCCAAUACAAGUUAAAAAACGGGGUCGACCUGCUAAGAAUCAAGCAGCUAUUGCUGAACCUUCAACCGUCCCUCGAACUGUUGCCGGUCCUUCAGGGAGUGCUCCUGCGCCUGCAGCACCUGCAAACUUAUCCAACCCACUGACGGCUGCCGGGCAUAUCGUAACACACCAGUACAUGAGUCAGCAACUGGGCCAGCGACUCGACGAGGCUGAAAAGAGGUGGACAGAAGCCAUGGAUGCCAUGAUGAAGGCCAAGCAGGCUUUGGAUGCCUGGAAAGACUUCUACUUGAAGCACAAGGGAUCGCCCAGUUAG
Aspergillus aculeatus ATCC 16872 is the source of this 828-nucleotide messenger RNA. RefSeq lists its product as uncharacterized. Bases 1 to 828 code for a protein of 275 amino acids. The record is from RefSeq and is a predicted model, not a curated record. Lineage: Eukaryota; Fungi; Ascomycota; Eurotiomycetes; Eurotiales; Aspergillaceae. The transcript has 2 exons.